This is a messenger RNA of Bufo gargarizans (Asiatic toad), 3564 nucleotides long. It is a transcript of the gene POLR3E, whose product is annotated as RNA polymerase III subunit E. Gene Ontology annotation, cellular component: nucleus; RNA polymerase III complex. Gene Ontology annotation, biological process: DNA-templated transcription. The transcript has 21 exons. The coding region runs from base 172 to 2259 and encodes 695 amino acids. NCBI's taxonomy places the organism in Eukaryota, Metazoa, Chordata, Amphibia, Anura, Bufonidae. The record is from RefSeq and is a predicted model, not a curated record.
AGGAGCCGCUCCCCACGUGUCUGCUUUGCAAUCAGUAUGGCUGCUGCCUGAGGUCUGGCCGGGUAACAACUCAGACGCCGGGACGAAUGCUGGGAGUCGUGUGCGGCAGGCUCUACUGUUGUGUCCUGAGGUGAGCGGAGUACAGGGCGUUGGUGUGUAUCUGACGGUAGUAUGGAAAAUGAAGAUGAUGACCCAAUUAUACAGGAGCUUGAUGUUUAUCUGGCCAAAAGCCUGGCAGAGAAGCUGUACUUAUUCCAGUAUCCAAUACGACCAUCAAUGAUGAGCUAUGAUGGUGUCCCACAUCUCUCAGCGAGGAUCAAACCAAAGCAGCAAAAGGUGGAGCUUGACAUGGCCAUUAAUACAAUGAGUCCCAAUUACUGUCGUAGUAAAGGCGAACAGAUCGCAUUGAAUGUUGAUGGCACCUGCAAUGAUGAGACCAGCACUUACUCCACAAAACUUAUGGACAAGCAGACAUUCUCUUCCAUACAAGCUGCAAGCAACACCUCUCGCUAUGCGGUUGCAUUUUAUCGAAAAGGUGAAAUUCAUGUAACGCCUCUGCAUGGGCUUUUGCAGCUGCGGCCCAGUUUCACUUACUUAGACAAAGCAGAUUCCAAAUAUCGAGAGCGAGAAGCUGCAAAUGAUGCUGGUGAUUCCUCUCAGGACGAAGGUGAGGAUGACGUCAAGCAAGUAACUGUACGUUUUUCCCGCCCAGAAAGUGAGCAGGCCAAGCAGAGGAGGGCGCAGUCCUAUGAGUUUUUGCAAAAGAAACAAGCUGAGGAGUCCUGGGUGCAUCUUCACUACUCUGGGAUAAAGGACAGUCGAUCAGAACAUGAAAGACAAUAUUUGCUUUGCCAAAAUCAGACAAUGACUGAAAACCAGGAAUUAAUGAAAUCCAGCAGUGAAUACCUACAGAUGCUGAUGCCUCCUAAUGUUGAGGAAGAAACUGAAAAGCCGGUAGCUCCAAGCAACGUGCUGUCAAUGGCUCAGCUGAGGACUCUGCCGCUGGCUGAUCAGAUCAAGAUCUUGAUAAAAAAUGUUAAGGUAAUACCAUUUGCAAAUCUCAUGGGCUUAAUGGCAGCAGGAACAGAAUCUAUUGCAGUUCUACGGUGUAUACAGCAGGUGGCGAUGUUGGUUCAAGGAAAUUGGGUGGUUAAGAGUGAUGUGCUGUAUCCAAAAGAGUCAUCCAGUCCACACAGUGGGGUGUCUGCUGAGGUUUUGUGUCGAGGAAGAGAUUUUGUUAUGUGGAAGUUCACACAAGAUCGCUGGGUGGUGAGGAAAGAGGUGGCGACGGUGACAAAGCUCUGCCAAGAAGACGUGAAGGACUUCCUAGACCAGAUGGCCAUACCUAGAAUUAACAAAGGCUGGGAGUUCAUGCUGCCUUUCGAUGAAGAUUUUAUGAAGAAGCAUCCAGAUGUGGUCCAGAGACAGUCUAUGCUAUGGAAGGGUAUACAGUCCAAGUUAGAGAAGGUGUUUAGCUUGUCAAAGGAAGAUCUGACAUCUAAAAAGACAGAUAUGUCUUCAGCUUCAUCCGUCGUGAUGACCGGGGACCAAGUGUUGAACAUAGCCAGAUCCAAAGCCAAGGAGAACCAGGCACGGUUGGAAAGGGACAUGCAAAAGAAGAAAGAACAGACCAGGCUGGCCUCCAGCGUGACUGUUGUGGCGGACGUCCACAUCAAAGAGGAGCCUAUGAGCAACGAUGAAAGCAUGGACACCUCUACUUACGAAAGCUUCAAUAAUGGGGUGGUCAACGGUGUACACCAGGGAGAGAACUCUGAAGAGUCCAUGAACGGGGAUGAAGAUCCUGUUGCAAAAAAACUAUUGGAGUUUGUGGAGUUGACAUUUAGGAGACAGUAUGUGUUGACCAUGAACGAACUUAAACGAUUAUUUAAUCUUCAUUUAGCCAGUCUUCCUCCAGGACAUAUCCUAUUCAGUGGCAUCUCUGACAAAAUGCUGCAGGAAACGGUUUUAAGCUCUGGCUGUAAGCAGAUCAUGGUUCCUUUUCCUCCUCAGAGCACUGCUACACCCGAGGAACAAAAAGUGUUUGCACUCUGGACCUGUGGGGACGCUUAUGACAAGGAAAGACAAACGCUGCUGGAAAUGUUCUCCAAGGGCCACAGGUUGCGCAGGAACAUGAUCCAAGCGCGCAUGAGCCAGGAGUUUGGAGAAGACCUCAGUAAGCAGCAGCUGGACAAGGUGCUGAAGGACUGUUGCGUGUGCUAUGGCGGUAUGUGGUAUCUUAAAGGAACAGUACAAUCCUGAUGAUUGCAGAAAGCUGGCACUAGAUGAAAGAACACAGUGACUUAAGCACAGAUCAUGUCUGUUCCGGAUGAUGCCCUUCUGGGCCCUUGCACCAUCACACAACCGUUACCAAAGGCACGGGACGCAGUCGACUAUGUGGUCUGUGGAGGGGGGACUGUUUCUAGGAAGAAAGCUGCUCUUUUGAGUUCUUUACGUUUUGCUUUUAAUUAUUUUGUUCUCUAACCUCACAUGAAUCUGCACAACACCCAGUUAAGGAAAAGAUGGGCGAAAUUUGGGUUUACACACGUGCCAACAUUUGAAUACAAAAAUUUGAUUGCAAUAAGAGACCGAAUCAAGGAUGAACUGUGACGGAUGCCCUGCUGUCACCAGCCGUUGUAGGGCUCAUAUGCUGGCGGUGGAAGUGGCAAAACCAAUAUAGAAAUGGAACAAGUGACAUCACUGGGGAAUGAGGUACCGUGUGAUGUCACUGGCUCCUUGUAAUAUGUGUAUUGGUAAGCACACAAUAAUAAAAUUAAGGUGACUAGGCCGGACGAUCUCCGCUGGUUUUAUUUUCUUGAAGUUUUCCCCCCACACUAAGUCCUAUUUCCACUUGAAUGUUAUAUUGAUUGCUAAUUUUUAAGUUUAACGUACUAGAUUAAUUUAAUUAUCCCAUGUAGGGUGUGUGGACUGCCAGGAGCAGGGCGGCAGUUGUUGGAUGCUAUGCGGUGUAUGGAGCCUCCUUUAAUGCGCUUAUUUUUCUUCGGUUCUUUUUAUAAUUGCAGUUUAAGGCUAGUUUCAGACAAGCAGGAGUACAAAGCAUUAUACCGACUUAUAGCGCUGUGUGUCUCUGCAUGACCUGUAUCUACUGAAUAAGGCCUCAUUCACACGACCGUUGUUUGAUGCGGACACUUUCACUUCAAUGGGGCUGAAAAAGAUGCGAACAGCACUCUGUGCUGUCUGCCUCAGUGGCCCCGCAAAAUAAUAGAACAUGUCCUAUUCUUGUCCGUUUUGCAGACAAGAAUAGGCAUUUCUAUUAUGAGCGGCCCUUUCCGCAAAUUGCAGAACGCACACGUGCGGCAUCUGUGUUUUGCGGUUGUGUGCACGUAGUCUUAUACUGACAUUGUUAGUGUAAUUCUGUAGGAGUAAGGUCUUGCAGAGACUCACAGCAUUAUAGAUCAGUAUAAUGCACUGCGCUUCUGAGAAACGAGCAGUGUCCAUAACGGGGGAAUCGCGUCCAGACACGGAGCGUGAUUCCCACACAGGACACGCUCGUCUGAAAGAGCCCUAAUGGUAUCAAAAUGGAGGCAUAUAAAAAAAAAAAAUCAU